GUUGCUGUGUGAAUUUUGCGUGGGUGGGAACUGCGCAGUUGACCACAUUGGCAUUACUCAGAUAAAUAGCAGCGCAGACAUGCUCAGAGGUGGAAGUAGAGCUGUAAUUGGUUUCGAGCAGAACACACUGAACUGCCAGCAGCUGUCCAACUAAUCUAUUCUCUCGGAGGCAACCCGAAAUAUACUGAAGAUGUUGACUGACACAACUCCCCAAGCAAGCAUGGCCAACACGUCACAUGCCAACACGUCCUGCAAUUACAAAGACCAGUAUAAGUACAUGAUCUACUCUGCAGUCUACAGCCUUGUGUUCGUCAUUGGUCUGUUCUCCAACAUAUUGGCUCUCUUUGUGUUCUGUCGCAUUGCCAAGAGAAGGAAUGCCAGCACUAUUUACCUCAUGAACCUUGCCAUUGCUGACCUCCUCUUCUGCCUCAGCCUACCUUUGCGUGUGGUGUAUUACCUGAGAGAAGGUAACUGGCCGUUCGGAGAUUUUCUAUGCAGGAUCUCUAGCUACGUUUUCUACGUCAGUAUGUACUGCAGUAUUUUCUUCCUGACCUGCCUCAGUGUGUCUCGAUAUCUAUCUCUAGUUCACCACGCAGCGCAUCAAAGGGUGUUCACCUUCCGCCGCUGCAUUAUAGCAUGCGUCAGUGUUUGGUUGUUUGUCUUAGUGACUACAGCUCCGUUCCUUUUGAACGGAAGUCAUCAAUUAAAGGGCAAAGUCAAAUGUUUCGAGCCGGUGCAUGUGGAUUCCUGGACUCGAAUUGUGCAGUUGAAUUAUUUUGCUCUCAUUGUCGGAUUGCUGCUCCCGCUCACGAUCAUUGUCAUCUGCUACGUGCUGAUGAUAAGACACCUGGUAAGGUUUGACUGCAAAUCCAAACGGGUCAAGAGAGAUGUGGCGAUGACCAUAUUGGUCCUGGGGGUGUUCUUCAUCUGCUUCCUCCCCUAUCACGUACAGAGGACGGCGCACUUACACUUCCUGGUACAUCACCCUAACAACUGCGUCCUGGAAAACAUCCUCCGCAAGACCGUGGUGGCCACGCUGUGCCUGGCCGUGGCGAACAGUUGCUUUGAUCCCCUGCUCUAUAUCUUUGUGGGGCAAGGCUUCAGAACCUUCAUUAAAAUGUGGCUGAGGAAGAAAGAGGUUGACCCGGCCUACAACAAUUCCAGUAGCAUGCUUGCCAUCAGCUUGGCAUUCAUACAACAGAGUAGGGAGUUGGAGAUGUCCACAUUAGCACCACUAAACCCUGGUCCAAUCUUGGACAUUGAAGAAGCCCAGAAAGACCAUAGCAGGGCCAAGCAGGAUAACAAAACUAACCUAUCUUUAGUGAAACAGUGAUGAUCUAACAUCCACCAGUUAGCAUGGUUUAUUGGCAAGUUUACCAGUGGGCUAACUGACAGACUAUCUGACCAUAUCAACGGAUCAUUUCUGCCCGGUUGUCCAGCCGACAUUUCAAGAAUAUUGGGUUUGAGAAUAUGAACAAAAUAUCAUCAACUUCUUUUCUCGACUCUCAUCCGCCAGACACUCGUAAAUGCGCAUGACUAUAAACAAUGCAACUUUAAUCAAGAAGCUUUAAAAUCGUUUUUUAAAAUGUGAUUAUAGAAGUAAGUUUUUCCAUACCUCACUUUCCAGCACUUUGUAGAUAUUUGUUGACUUUUUAAAGACACAGUCUAGGGGUACAAUCCCCAAGAGGCUUUGUUGUAAAGUAUACCGAGUCAACCUCAAGAAGACCUUGGAAAAAGGUCACCUCAAACUCACAUGUGACCUCUGACCCGGAAGUGAGAGUUCCACCAUUGCACAAUGAAUGUAGAUGUCCUGAGGAGGUUCACAACCCAAUAUCAUGUGGAUCAACCUGCUUGUAAGAUAACAUAAAAGUUAAAAGACUCAAACCAGAAAAUCAGGAGAAAAAGAACAUUAAUGUGGUAAGCUCCACAUACAGCAAUUCCUGAUUAAAAGCUGAUUGUUAAAAUCUGUUACUAUGACAAGACUUCCCUUUAGAGCUCAAUUUAUGGGAGGGCGUCAGAUUGCAGUCAACUGUUAUCAAAUUAAGAGAACUCAGACCCAAACUCAACGGGUCAGACAGCAUCUCUGGAAGAAAGGAAUAGGUGACGUUUCAGGUCGUGACCGUUCUUUGUCUUAAUAUCUAGAUUAACAUCUCUUUAAAUGCAAGAGUUGACUGUGCCCUUACUCAUUGUAUACUGAGCAAGACAUUUUCUCUCAAGGAUAAUAAUUUGGAAUAAUAAGAAUAAAGUGGUCGGAAACAAGAAUGAGCCAGAUAGGAAACAGAGUAGCGAUUAGCGGGUCCCUUUCAGAAUGGCAGGCAGUGACUAGUGGGGUACCGCAAAGCACGGUGCUGGGCCCGCAGCUAUUUACAAUAUAUAUUAAUGAUUUAGAUUAAGUGAUCAAAAGUAACAUUAACAAAUUUGUCGAUGACACAAAUUUGUUGAUGGGUGGCAGUGUGAACUGUGAAGAAGAUGCAGGGUGACUUGGACAGGUUGGGUGAGUGGGCAGAUGCAUGGCAGAUACAGUUUAAUGUGGAUAAAUGUGAGGUUAUCCACUUUGGUAGCAAAAACAGGAAGGAAGAUUAUUAUCUAAAUGGUGUCAAGUUGGGAAAAGGGGAAGUACAAUGGGAUCUGGCGGGGGUCCUUGUUCAUCAGUUACUAAAAGUAAGCUUGCAGGUACAGCAGGCAGUGAUGAAAGCUAAUGGCAUGUUGGCCUUCAUAACAAGAGGAAUUGAGUAUAGGAGCAAAGAGGUCCUCCUGCAAUUGUACAGGGUCCUAGUGAGACCACACCUGAAGUAUUGUGUGCAGUUUUGGUCUCCAAAUCUGAGGAAGGACAUUCUUGCUAUUGAAGGAGUGCAGCAUAGGUUCACGAGGUUAAUUCCCCCGAUGGCGGGACUGUCAUAUGUUGAUAGAAUGGAGCGGCUGGGCUUGUAUACACUGGAAUUUAGAAGGAUGAGAGGAGAUCUUAUUGAAACAUAUGAUUACUAAGGGAUUGGACACGCUAGAGGCAGGAAACAUGUUCCCGAUGUUGGAGGACUCCAGAACCAGGGGCCACAGUUUAAGAAUAAGAACGGCAAUGAGGAAAUACUUUUUCACCCAGAGAGUUGUGAAUCUGUGGAAUUAUCUGCCUCAGUGGAGGCCAAUUCUAUGGAUGCUUUCAAGACAGAGUUCGAUAGAGCUCUUAAAGAUAGCGGAGUCAGGGGAUUUGGUGAGAAGGCAGAAAUGGGGUACUGAUUGUGGAUGAUCAGCCAUGAUCAUAUUAAAUGGGGGUGCUGGCUCGAAGGGCCGAAUGGCCUACUCCUGCACCUAUUGUCUAUUGUCUUUGGUCUAUUAAGCCAUUGCGAAUGGAUGGAACUCAACAUAAGUUUACAAGAUAUAUAUGAUCUAAUCUGGAUCUAAUCUGCACUUCAGUAACUCUGUGUUAGUGCAUUGAAUCUCCACUGUUCUCUUCCCACCAUCUCUCUCAGGAAGUAAUUAAUUCCAUAUCAUGCUAUACCUGAAUAAUUCUCUAGCUUUAUCAAUAAUUUUCCUUUAACAUCAAAGAAUUUCCUAAAGAAAGACACAAAGUGCUGGAGUAAUUCAACAGGUCAGGAGAACAUAGAUAGGUGAUGUUUCAGGAUUGGGACACUUCUUCAGACUGAUAGCUGGAGGUGUGCGGUGUGAGAGAAAGCUGGAAGGGGAGGCGAAGCGGGACGGAUCAUAGCCGGUAAUAAGUAUCGGGCCGGAAUCGAGUUUUUCGAUAGGCAGAUUAUUGGACAAAAACCUGGGAGAAAAAAUAGGUGAGAGUCUAGUUUAGUUCAGAAAUACAGUGCAGAAACAGGCCCUUCAGCCCACUGAGUCUGUGCCGACCUCAUAUACUAGCACUAUCCAACACACUAGGGACAAUUUACAAUCUUUUGCUGAAGCCAAUUAACCUAAAAAUCAAUACAUCUUUGGUGUGUGGGAGAAAACCCAAGCGGUCACGGGGAGAAGGUACAAACACCAUACAGACAUCCCCCGUAGUCAGGAUCAGACCAGAGUCUCUGGUGCCGCAAGGCAGCAACUCUACCGCUGCGCACCAUGCCACCCAAAAGUCAAAAGGGUAAAGAGUUGCGAAUUGUGAAGCCGGAGAAAGGAAUGGAGGGGGAGGGGGAGGGGAGAAAAAUUAUUUCCUAAAAUUUGUUAUUGUCUGGCAAUGUCAAAGAGGUUUUUAGACAACCAGAUGCAGAGAAAAGAAUGGAAGGGUUGGAGAGCAUUAGAAUAAUCAGUAGGACGUGGUCCAUGUGAAACUCAAGGAUAGUAAUCGAGAACCAAAGGACGCAGGU
Messenger RNA from Leucoraja erinaceus (little skate), 4301 nucleotides. Its product is annotated as cysteinyl leukotriene receptor 1-like. NCBI's taxonomy places the organism in Eukaryota, Metazoa, Chordata, Chondrichthyes, Rajiformes, Rajidae. Gene Ontology annotation, molecular function: G protein-coupled receptor activity. Bases 191 to 1333 code for a protein of 380 amino acids. The transcript has 2 exons. Gene Ontology annotation, biological process: G protein-coupled receptor signaling pathway. Gene Ontology annotation, cellular component: plasma membrane. The record is from RefSeq and is a predicted model, not a curated record.